Molecule: messenger RNA, 10243 nt
Organism: Psylliodes chrysocephalus
Lineage: Eukaryota; Metazoa; Arthropoda; Insecta; Coleoptera; Chrysomelidae
Source: the annotation of a GenBank genome assembly
UUAGCCUGGUACCCAUGAUGGGCGUGACAACUAACAACUAUCAUCUCUUUAAAUAUACGUGACGUAAUUUUUUGAGUGAUCCAGCACGGCACUGCUCUUUCAUGUUCCUCCAUCUUGGUCCGCAUCGAAAAAUAGAUCUGAAUUAUAAUAUUAGUUUUUCAUUUUGUAUUUACAUUUAUUUAAUUUAUUUUUUUAUAGAAAAUUUGAGAUAAAUAAAUUAAAUUCGUUUGGUUGUCGUCGUCGCCGAUUGAAUGUUCUUCAGUAUUGCUGCGUUCUGCGUUCCGUUUGUCGUUUGUUCUGUUGUUUAUGGUUUGUGGCCCAUCCCAGUUCGCUGUGAAUGUGUAUGCCGUUUCCAUAAGAAAAACACGAUAAAUUUAUGGAUAACAUCUGUUUUUGAUAAGAACUGUGGCAAGAAUGCCCGAAGACAAGAAAAUGGCAGUUGAUAAUGAUACUCUUCCUUCCAAAAAGUCUUCCACUACAUUGAUCCGUGGUAGUGGAAGCACCACAGCUAAAAUUACUAUGUUAGAUGGUUCUGUUUUACCAAUCACUAUCGAUAGGAAAGCUAAAGGCAAAGAACUACUGGACAAAGUUUGUGAAGCAAUAAAUCUAAUAGAGAAAGAUUAUUUUGGUCUAGUUUAUGCAGACAGACACGAUCCCAGAAAUUGGUUGGAUUUAGAAAAAAGAAUAAGUAAGUUCAUGAGAGUUGAACCUUGGGUGUUCAGUUUCGAAGUAAAGUUUUACCCUCCCGACCCGGCUCAAUUACAGGAGGAUAUUACCAGAUACCAUUUGUGUCUUCAAAUUCGAAAUGAUAUUUUGAAUAACCGUCUACCGUGUUCUUUUGUAACUCACGCUCUUUUGGGAUCAUAUCUAGUUCAAUCCGAGCUAGGCGAUUAUGAUUCGGAAACUAUGGGCAAAAAUUAUCUUAGUGAAUUCAAAUUUGCUCCUAACCAAGACCAAGAUCUAGAACAGAAGGUUAUGGAAUUACACAGGACUCACAAGGGCCAAACUCCAGCAGAAGCUGAAUUGCAUUAUUUAGAAAACGCUAAAAAAUUAGCUAUGUACGGAGUUGAUUUACAUCCUGCGAAAGAUUCGGAGGGAGUCGACAUAAUGCUUGGCGUAUGUGCGUCCGGUUUAUUAGUAUAUAGAGACAGGCUACGAAUAAAUAGAUUCGCCUGGCCUAAAAUCAUCAAAAUCAGUUACAAGAGACACAAUUUCUAUAUAAAAAUUCGUCCCGGCGAUUUUGAACAAUUCGAAUCUACCAUUGGUUUCAAAUUAGCCAACCAUAGAGCUGCUAAGAAAUUAUGGAAAACUUGUGUCGAACAUCAUACAUUCUUCAGGUUGAUGUCACCGGAAAUUAAUCAAAAAUCGUCUCUUUUUCCGAAGUUAGGUUCGAAAUUCAGAUACUCUGGACGCACACAUUAUGAAACUAAGAAAACGCCCAUAGAACGCCCUGCUCCUCAAUUUGAGCGUUCUUUAACUGGAAAACGUUUAGCUUCUCGCAGCAUGGAUCCACUUGGUGGAUUGCGAACCGAAGACGAUUUUAACGAAGCAAAUAAACGACACACAAUGUCCCAUCCGCCCGAUCACAUACCAGACAUUGAUAGUCAAACUCCCGCUACUGUCAAAUCACCUAAAGAAAUUAAAGAGAAAGAAAAAAAAACGAAGCCUAUCGGUGGAGUCGCUGUGCUACCGACUGUCGGUUUGUUCGCCAAAAAGGGCGAUAAAAAUAAAGAUAAGGAAAACAGAGACUCGAACGCUCCUCAUCAAAACGGCGUCGAGGAAUCUCAAUUGAAUUCGAGUAAUGAUAGCGAAAAAACACCUAGCGAUAAAAAGGAAAAAGGAAAGAGCCUUGGUUUUCCGUUCGGUUCAAAGAAAGAAAAAACACCGAAAGAGAAAAAAGAAGCAGAAAAACUCGCCGCUACUACAGACAAAGAUAAAGGGGGACCUCCAGUGGGUUCUCCUCAGUUACCGGGUUAUACUAGACAGUAUGAUUACGAAGAACCGGAAGUUACCCCUAGAAAACCAGUUAUACAAGGAUUCAGUUAUGAAAACCAAGAAUCCCCGUCCAGUCCAACGGAUGCGCAAAAGAUACCCCAAUCGCCUGGUAAAAGAGCGACAGCUACCGCUUUCAAUUAUGCUCCAGGCGAUGUAGGCAAACUAAAGAAAGAUCCUUUAUUUAAAGAUCCCAAAUCUGACAGCGCUGCUUUUAUCGCCGGAGAACAAUACAUGCAUCAGGCACCUCCUAAAGCACAAACUCCAACAGUGCCUGUAGUUGCGGGUUCCAAGAAAACCAGACCGAUCACCUUGUAUGUCGUUACUGGAAAUAGAGACAGUAAAACUGGUUACAUCGAUCUAAGCACCGCUACAGCUGAAAAAACAAUCGGCGAACAAAAUAUAGAGACGGGAUUAAUAAACUGCAAAUACGGUUUGAUUGAUCCCACAAACGGAACUGUGAUAAUAACGGAUCAAACCAAUGGUCAAAAAGAAGUAGUACAAGGCCAUGUAGACCCGAUUACGAAACAAAUAAUAAUUACUUCGGGAUCUGUAAUAGAUCCGAAAACAGGAAAUAAAUCUUCAACUUUGGGUCAAAUUAUUUCUAUUUCGACACCGAAUUCCAAACUGUCCAAAAAACUUCCGAUCCUACCUAAGAAACGUAUAAUAAAAAUCAGUGUCACCACAGCAAAGAAAGAUCACAAAACUGGACGUGUCGAAGCAGAAAAAGGACAUACAGAAAUAUUGACAGCCAUUUUAGAUCCUGUAACAGGAAAGAUCGAAACGAAAUUUGGCACAAUUGACCCCGCAAACAGCUGUAUAGCUGCUAAAGAUCCCAAAUCUGGCAAAAUUGAGGUUUACCCAGUUGAAAUCGACAGUAAUCUAGGACAUUUCGUCGUUAAACAAGGAGUCGUCGAUCCCAAAUCCAACAAAGUAGACAACAGUUUGGGACAGUUGAUCAAAAUAUCAGAACAAGGCGAUUCUAUCGUACCUAUAACCGCUGUUACAGCUAAACGCGAUUCUAAAACAGGACAAUUAGAUCCUACAAACGCCCAUAAAGAAACCACCAAUGGCAAAUUAGAUCCCAAAAACGAUUUAAUACUCACAAAAUACGGCACCAUUAACGUCAAACAUAUGCGAAUUUCAUCCCGCGAUCCGAAGACCGGAAAAAUCGAAGAACAUCCCGUACAACUCGACGCAAACGACAAUAUUAUCGUAUUAAACGGCGUAGUAGAUCCCAGAACAGGCAACAGAGAUAACAAUCUGAGUCAAAUCUUGCAAAUACAUUCAGAAAUCGAUCCAGAAAUAGUUAUUUCUUCACAAGGUGGUAAAGUAGAUAAGAAAGGACUGGAUCCAAAAACGGUAACGGCUCCCGAAAAAUCUAUCGGAAUGUACGAUCCGGAAACGAACAAAGUCUACACCAAAUACGGAGUUAUUAACUUAAUAAACGAAACUCUAUCAUUUAUCGAUCCGAAAACGAAUAAAACUGAACUAAAACAAGGUAUUAGAGAACCUUCAGGCGAUCUUCUCUUCAAAGGCUUGGUUAACCCAAAAACCGGCAAAAUCGACAACAAUUACGGAAGAGUUAUCAAAUUAGAAUUCAGCGAUAACAGAGUUGAUCCAUCUGUUAACAGCGCUCCAAUUCCUGGAAAAUCUGACGUCAGAAGUGUUCCCGUAUCUCCAGUUAAAUUACCUACACCUACACCGCCUAAAGGAAAAAGCAAAGUUAUCAAAAUAUUAACGAUAACCGCUAAAAGGGAUCCAAAAACUAAUCAACUAGAUUUAGAACACGGUCAUGUUGAUCAGUCUGCCGGAAUUCUUACACCUACCGGUGAAAUAGAAUCGAAAUACGGUCUUAUAGACCCUAAAUUAGCUACAAUAACGAUAAUAGAUCCUGCAACCGGUAAACAAGAGACUGUACAAGGACAUAUUGAUCCAUCGAGCGGUCAAAUACAGAUUUUAAACGGACCUGUAAUCGAUCCUAGGACCGGAAAAAAGGAUAACACUCUCGGACAAAUAAUUGCUAUAGCUUCCUACGAACCUAAAGAUGAAAAUCCGGUUAAAAACCUAUUACCAUCGCAUCCCGUUCCGAAGAAACGUGUUAUUAAAAUAUUGGUCAUUACCGGUAAAAAAGACCCGGCUUCCGGUAAAAUAGAUACAGAAAAAGGUGCAGUAGAAAAGUUAACAGCCACUAUUGAUCCAGUCAGCGGUAUAAUUAUAUCAAAAUACGGUAAAAUCGAUCCGCAAAAUAAGAAAGUUAUCACCAAAGACAAAUCUGGAAAACCAGUAGUAACUCCGAUUAAAGUCGACGAAAACACUGGACAAAUAUACAUAGACGACAACGUUGUAGACAGUAAAACUGGUAAAAUCGAUCAUAGCUUAUCGCAAGUUAUCAACGUUGUCGACCCGCAACAUCCAGCUGUUGUUAUAACUACAAUUACAACAACUCGCGAUCCUAAAACGGGAAUAAUCGAUUUCAAAAACGGCAAAACUGAAAUAUCCAAUGGGAAAAUCAUACCAGAAACUGGACAUGUCGUUACCAAACAAGGAACUAUCAAUUUAAAACUGAUGAGAAUCACUACAAGGGAUCCAAAAACUGGUAUCAUUCAGGAACGACCUAUUCAAGUGGAUAAGGAUGAUAAUAUCAUUAUAGCAACAGGAACCACUAAUCCAAAUGCAGUACAAGUUAUCCAAGUUGGUCCGGAAGUAGAUCCAGAAAUCCAAAUUAAAACAUUUGUUGGUAAAGUCGAUUCGAAGAAAAACACAAUUGAUUCUAAGAAUGUUGUACCAGAAACAACUCCAGGUCUUUAUGAUCCAGAUAGAAAUAUAAUAUACACCAAAUACGGCCAUCUAGAUCCGGUUUCAGAAACACUUGUUAUUAUAGAACCAAAAACAGGAAAAUCUGAAACCAAACAAGGCCACAUCGAACCUAAUACCGGCGAUUUACUAUUUAAAAAUUGUGUUACAAAUUCGAAGAGUGGAAAAAUUGAUAAAGACCUUGGUAGGAUUCUAUCUGUUCAUAUAAUUGAACCACCGAUUGAUACUGUCACUUCACAGCAACCUUUAGCUAAAGAUAUACCCGAAACACCUACCAAAAUCAAAGUAAUUUCACCUGCUGUUCCUCCUCAGAAAAUAGUAUCUACCUCUCCUGUGAAAACUGCUACCACCCCUAUCAGAUCUGUCCCUCCAGUAAAGACAGCAACGCCUACAAAAGAGGUGAUAACCGGGAUAUUGCACCCCAUUGCAAAGCAUAGGAUAGUGAAAAUUAUGGUAAUAACGGGAAAGAAAGAUCCCAAAACUGGUAUUGUAGAUAUCGAAAAUGGUACAGUUGAACAUCUAACAGGAAUAGUUGAUCCGAAGAACGGUUUAGUUGAAACUAAAUACGGUUUAUUAGAUCCAACAACUGGAUCUCUAAUAACUAAAGACGCUACAGGAAAUAGCCAAAACUUUCCGGGAAAAGUUGACCUAUCAACUGGAAAUAUCACCGUUAACGGAGGACCGAUUGCCGAUCCAAUUACUGGAAAACUUGAUCCAACUUUGGGACAAGUUUUCACGAUAGUAGGUUUGAAGCAAGCGCAAGAUUCGAACAUCGCUCCUUUACCAAAGAAAAAGGUUAUUAAAAUAACUGUCAUCACCACUAGAAUAGAUCCUAAAACUGGAAAAAUUGAUAACGAAAAAGGUCAAAUCGAACAUUCGACAGCUUUACUAAAUCCUGAAACAGGACUCAUCGAGUCUAAAUAUGGUUUGAUUGAUCCUAAAAACGGUAAAGUCAUUAUUAACGAUCAGAAAUCUGGGAAAGUCGAUGCGAAAUCAGCACAAAUUAACGACGUUAAUGGACAAAUCAUCGUAUCCAGCGGUGUAAUCGAUCCAAAAUCCGGAAAAAUUGACAACUCCUUAGGACAAAUCAUCAGCAUCGCAGGUCAAAAUGAUCCCGUUCUCGAAAUCACUACCAUAACCGCUAAAAGAGAUCCAAAAACCGGAAACAUCGAUAUUAACAACGGUCAAAUGGAAACCUCCAAAGCGCAGAAAGUUUCAGCUACUGGUGAAAUCAAAACCAAAUACGGAACUGUAAACAUUAAAGAUCUAAAAAUAACAACAUUACAUCCUAAAACUGGUAAAUUAGAAACCAGACCAGUACAAGUCGACGAAGAAGGCAGCAUUAUAAUUACAUCUGGAGUUAAAGACCCUAAGAGUGACACAGUGAAUCCAGACCUUUGUCAAAUCAUCAAAUUAGGAUCUGAAGUAGAACCCGAAGUACAAGUCGUAACCUUUAUUGGAAAACUAGACUCGAAAAAGAAUACAAUUGAUACAAAAAAUUUGAUACCAGAUGUUUCCAGUGGUGUUUAUAAUCCAGCAUCGCAUAAAAUCGAUACUAAAUACGGUCAAAUUGAUCCCAUUAAAGCCACUUUGACGUAUACCGAUCCUAAAACAGGUCGCGUAGAAGUUAAACAAGGAAUAAUAGAUCCAACUACAGGACAGAUUUUAUUCAAAGGUUACACUAAUCCCAAAACCGGAAAAAUUGAUCCAAACUACGGCAGACUUGUUGCUAUACUUAUCACAGAUCCCAAAAUUAACGAAUCUGGCGAGAUUAUAAAAAAAGAUAGUAAAAAAGUUAGAAUCGAUCCGAAAAACAAUCAAGUUUGGGUAUAUGAUUAUAAUGAUCCUAUUACGAAGAGCGAAAUCUAUACAACUGGUCAUAUAGAUCCGGUGACUGGAUAUAUCGUUACUGUUUCUGGACAGGCUGAUCCCAAAUCUGGAUCUAUAGCAAAAAUUUCUAAAGUCGAUCCCAGCCAUGUUAAAAUCGAUAAUGAAUCUAACCAAGUAUUUACAAAAACCGCUCAAAUUGAUGAAGCAGGUGAUCCUAUAUACUCAGCAUCCGAAAUUGAUCCUAAGAACGGACAGAUUUACACCAAAUACGGAAAAAUCGAUCCAAAAACCGGAAAGUUUGUUAUUGUAAGAAUUUAUUUGAUAACGCAAAACGAUCCUCAAGGGAAAGCGAAAGAAAUUGAUCCUAAGGACUGUCAAUUCGAUGAAAAAACUGGUCGCAUUAUUAACGUCACAACUCAAACGGUUUAUAUUUACAGUAUGGUUGAUCCAAAAACAGGAAAAGUUGUACAAGUUGAUCCUAAUGAUCCAUUAGUUAAAAGUGCUAAUACAAAAGUAACGCAAGUUCUAACUUUAACCGGAGAAAUCGAUCCAGUAACAGGAAAAAUCCACACUGAAUGGGGUCACAUCGAUCCCCAAACAGGCGACAUCGAUCCCAACACAGCCAGACGUGACCCAGUAACGGGGGAACUCGUCCUAAAUUACGCUCAGAUAGACCCAACGCACUUUAAAGAUCUCAAAGAUACAAAAGUCAAAGUAAAAACUUACACAAAGGGUGAAGGUUCGUCUGAAGAAAGUAGCGAUGACGAUUUAUCCGAAUACGCUGCCGAUAAUUUACAAGAUCUCACAAAUUUGAAAAUACCGAGGAGCAAAAAAGGACCUAGUACGCCCGUUAUUGUCAAAACGACCACCAAACAAAUCGUUACGAAAGACAAAGACGGCGUUACUCAGAAUAUUGAGGAACGAGUGGAGGAUGGUAGGACCGGUGAGGUUACAUAUUCGACGCAGACGAACAAGGCUGAUGUACCAUCAGACGAUGUUAAAUCGCCUUUUGUAACUGCACGCGCUGUAACAACCCGAACAGCGACAACGCACGAAGAUUUAGGUACUAACGCUCGUACGCAACAGUUGGAAGAAAAAACUGUCGCUCAUUCAUUGACAUCGAGCGCUACCAGGCAAGAACAAAGAACGGUUACUCAGGAGGUUAAGACGACCAGUACGGUUGUGAGUGGAGAUCAGCUGGGCAGACGAGACAGCUUUAGUUCGACUAGUUCAGGUGACUCGGGCACACCCAUUGACCCACCUGAUGAUCCUAAUCAUCCAUAUUACAACAGCCCAUUGUACAAGGAUAACAUACCAGAAGGCAUAGUACAAACGGAGAGUAUCGUAUACCGUGGAGAUCCUACGGUCAUUCACUCUACCACAAACGUACCCGUAGUGGCUACUGAAGCACGAAAAGUGAAUUUAACCUCCGACGAUGGUUCUUAUAGCGCUACAGGUGAAAUUGUUAGUUCACAAACUAUAAGUUCGAAGACGAGAACGGUGGAGACUAUAACGUAUAAAACCGAGAGAGAUGGCGUAGUGGAAACAAGAGUGGAACAAAAAAUAACGAUACAAUCUGACGGCGAUCCAAUAGAUCAUGAUAAAGCAUUAGCGGAAGCAAUACAAGAAGCUACAGCUAUGAAUCCCGAUAUGACCGUAGAAAAAAUAGAAAUCCAACAACAAACUACACAAUAAAUGUGUAAUAUUUUUAUACACUGUAAUAAUGUAUAUUUUACAUUAUUAUAUAAAUAUUUUUUAUUCCAGAGCGAUUUAGCACUAGUAAUGUAUCCCACGAUAUUUUUGAACGUAAAGCAUCUGCUUUGUUUAUAUUUUAAGUAGUUUUUCACUUUAUAAACUUCUUUUAUUAUUAACUUAUUCUCUACUUUGUUUUAUAUUUACUAUUUGUUCUUUUUUUUUGUAUAUUUUGACUUUGGCAGGUAUAGGUGAGAUUUUUGUUAUAUAUUUUUUAUAUAUUGUGUCAAACACUAUAUUUCUACAUUUAUUUAUAUAUGAAUUCUAUUGUAAUCCUUCUAUGUAUUUAAUGUGUAUUUACGAAGAGCUAAAGAUGCUUUUUGCCGAUGAAUUAUUAAAAAAAAGAAACAAAAAAUACUUGCAUACUGCGAUAAGGUGCUUUAAGUAUAAUUAUAAGAAUGAAUCUCGAUUAAAAUAACAACAGAUGUGUUCAACAAAGAAAAAAAACCGUAUGUAAUACAGUAAAAAUUUUAUGUCUAACCACAUUCCAUAUGUCUAUUUAUUAAUUAAUAAACAAAUGUCUAUCAAUUUUAAUCUAACUGUUGAAAUUUGAAAAAUUUUAAUUGUUUCUCAGUUCAAUGGUAGCUAUUUAGAAUAAGAACCAUUCACAUUUUUCGUAGUUUAUGACAAUAAGUGCUAAAAAAAUUAAGUCUGAUCUCUGAAUCACCCAUGGAUUGUGUCAAAAAGGUUUUCAACUAGAUUCAGGCAUUAGGGCUUUGAAUACAUUUAAUGGUCUUAAGAUCUGUAAUUAGAAAAUUUUACCCCCAUUUAUUAUUUUAAAUAAAAACAUCAUUUUAAUGCAUAUUAUGAUUAUUUAACGUUUCAGAAGAUUUGAAAAUCAUCUAGUAAAUACGGAUAAAUAAUAAAUAAAAAUAACAGCCGGCGUAAAAACUUUCUAAUGUCGGAUCUCGUACCAUUGUAACGUUAUUAAAAUAAUUUUCAAGGUACAGUAUUUUGACAAGCUACAGUUUUUCCAAAUUUGCUUAGAAAUAAUUAUAAAUAUUGAUAAUGACUUCGCUCCAACUUGAAUUAAAUCGAUUUUUCAAUCCUGACUUCGCUCCAAUUUCAAUUAAAUCGAUUUUGUCGAAGUCUAACAUCACGUCAACUUAAAUCGAUUGUUUUGAAGUCUGACUUCGCUUUAAAGUCUGAUUUUACUCCAAAAUGAAUUAAAUCGAUUUUUUAUUUAUUAAAAAAUCGUUUGUUUCCAAGUCCGACUUUGAUUCAACUUAAAUCGAUUUUUUUAAAGUUAGACUGCUCCAACUUGAAAAAUCGAUUUUUUUAAGGCUGACUUCGCUCAAACUUGAAUUAAAUCGAUUUUUGAAGCCUGACUUCGCUCCAACUUAAAAAAUCGAUUUUUUUCAACUCAUUCCGUUUUAUAACCUUUGUUGGGCUAGAUGUUGAAAUAAAAGUUUAAUUAUUAAUUUAUAUCCAUGACAUUUUUUAUAGGGUGGAGACAUUAAUAUAUACUAUUGAGAUUUCUUUAAACAUUAAAAAAUGACGCCAGUAAAAUUGGAAAAGGCUUUUUUAAACCAAAUUUAAAAUUAACGAUUAACGAAGUACCAAUAGCAUUUAUUUCUACCCUGUAUAUCCUCUCGAAAUUUGAUAUUUUCAAAAUUUAUAAAUUGCUUUUGAACGGAUUAGUUUAGGUUUUUCUAUUGAUGUAUUUCUGGUAUUACUUAAAGUAGAUGCACCAAAAAAUGGUUGUAAUUUCUUUCUCUAUUAUCUACUACAAAGUGGAUUUCGAACAGCAAUUUUUUUCUGUAGUAUUGCUUAAUUUUUAGCUAUAGUUGUUCGUACAUAAUUCACAUUUGUUUUAUUUUAUAAUUUUAUUUCAAUAAAGAUGUUUGAAUAA